AUGACGAUUGUGGAACAAAAUGGAGGGCAGUACCAUGUUCUUCUCAUCAUUGCUGAUGGACAGGUGACACAAAGUUUUGACACACAGAACGGUGGAGUCAGUCCACAAGAACGUAAGACCAUUGAUGAUAUCGUUAGAGCAAGUCGGUAUCCAUUAUCGGUAGUUCUGGUUGGUGUGGGAGAUGGUCCUUGGGAUAGAAUGAGACAGUUUGAUGAUAACAUCCCUGCUUGUGCCUUUGACAACUUCCAGUCAUUAACUUACAGUUUCUUUUUUCUUUUGUUUUUUCUUUUCUUUAUGGGGAAGAACCUUGAUGAUGGAAAAAAAGAAGCAGAGUUUGCAGCUUCAGCCUUGAUGGAGAUCCCUUGUCAGUAUAAGGCCACCCUCGAACUCGGCUUACUCGGACGAAGAACUGGAAACUGUCCAAACAAGAUUGCUCGUCCACCACCAGUAAGUGGUCACAAUCGAUCUAUUAGCAACAGCUCGAUAAGUUCCUGCAGGUCAAGCAGUGUUGCCUCUGCACCGGCUGGUAGUAACGAGAACCAGGUUUGCCCGAUCUGUUUGGUUAAUGCAAAGAACAUGGCAUUCAACUGUGGACAUCAGACUUGCGACGAGUGUGGAAAUAACAUUCAAACAUGUCCUAUUUGCCGUGUCUCUAUUGCAGUUCGUUUCAAGCUCUAUUAG
Eruca vesicaria subsp. sativa (arugula) is the source of this 681-nucleotide messenger RNA. NCBI's taxonomy places the organism in Eukaryota, Viridiplantae, Streptophyta, Magnoliopsida, Brassicales, Brassicaceae. The record is from the annotation of a GenBank genome assembly.